UGAUAGUAUAUAACAAUCAUAUCUUAUACAAAUCAGUACCCAUCUGUGGCAAAACGCUUGAGAGCCCUUAGCAUUUAAAAGUAAAUUUGCUAGCAUGUUGCUAAACCCAUAUUCAGCCCCACAGCCCAUGGGGGUUAUCCGGGGUGAUUCAAAGAUAAGAGAAAAUAUCUUGGGUGACGUGCUUCAUGUGCUUCUUGACAGCCUGCUGUUUGCUAUUCGAUGAGCAUGCGCAAUGCAUAGUAAACUGAAAACAUUCCCGGUGCGGCUCUUGCGCGGAGUCCGGUUGCCCAUAUAACGGUGCCUGCUGCUGAAAGUGGCACGAAGGCCCUUUCCGACUCACUUGCUCACUCACUAUAUUACAAGGAAUACAAGGCCAUAAUCUACCUUGCUUUGUAGUCAGACUCCCUUGACGUCUGCGAAACAGGAAGUAUAUAUCUCAUUGUCAGCUGUGACGGUUGCUAGCUAGUGUCAUGACUUCCAUCGGGCCGCUGAUGGACACGCACCGGCCAAGACACCGACCUUUCCUGAUCGGUGUGAGCGGAGGAACGGCCAGUGGCAAGUCCACAGUGUGUGCUAAGAUCAUGGAGCUGCUUGGGCAGAACGAAGUGGACCAGCGCCAGAGGAAGGUGGCCAUCGUCAGCCAGGACAGCUUCUACCGUGUGCUCACCCCAGAUCAGAAGGCCAAAGCACUGAAGGGCCAGUAUAACUUUGACCACCCAGAUGCGUUUGACAACGAGCUGAUGUAUCAGACUCUGAAGGACAUAGUGGAGGGAAAAGUGGUGGAGGUUCCUACAUAUGACUUUGUCACUCAUUCAAGAUUGCCAGAGAGGCUAACAGUGUACCAGGCAGACGUGGUUCUGUUUGAAGGGAUCCUGGUGUUCUACCAUCCACACAUCAGAGACAUGUUCCACAUGAAGCUGUUCGUAGACACAGACUCUGAUGUUAGACUCUCCCGCAGAGUUCUUAGGGAUAUGAAGAGAGGUCGUGACCUGGAGCAGAUCCUAUCACAGUACACAACCUUUGUCAAACCUGCCUUUGAAGAGUUUUGCCUUCCUACUAAAAAGUAUGCUGAUGUCAUCAUUCCGCGUGGAGUGGACAACAUGGUGGCCAUUAAUCUCAUCGUCCAGCACAUUCAGGACAUUCUGACCGGUGACCUCUGUAAAUGGCAGAGGGGUGGGGUCAAUGGGCACAGUCAUGGGCGGGGCUUCAAGCGGGGCAUCCCAGAGGAGGACAUGCCCAAUGGAGCGAGCAGCACACACCCGCACGUACCCAGCAAACGCCCCUUACUAGAGCCCAGCACGCGGCCACAUUGAGGAGUAUGCAAGCAUACACACACACACACGCAGAAUGCCUGUUACUUGAUUGUAGUACACAAACCCAGUAAUUUGUAGAUAUCCACAUUAUUUUAGGUACCUCAUCAAGAAUCACUGUAUCUAUCAUCACAAAUGAGUUAUUCUCAUCUGAAAAUCACUUCUUCUUCCCAACUCUACUACUACACACACACACACACACACACACACACACACACACACACACAGUGAGAGGAAAAGGCUGUUCCUCCAGUGGGAGGAAGCGUUUUGUAAACGCUGCCGACACGUUACUGAAAUGCCUUCAUGUGAGUGUUUGUCUCAGUGGAGCGCCCCUGAACCUGCCGGGGGUGCCCCGUCCUUUACACGGAAUCCUGCUGUAGCUCCUCUCUUCUGGAACAUUCUCUCAUCUUGCCAGGGCAGCUGCAUCAACAGUCAGGAAGAGCAGCAGGCUCAGGUGCAGAGCACUGAUCUAUAAAGCGUUUGGACAGGCUUGUGUGGAGGCUCUGGAAGGAGGGCAGUAUUGUUCAGCAAUAUUGUUCUCAUGUGCUCUGAUACUGCUGGUUUGGAUUUUAACAGGGUUUUUAACUUCUGAGCUGUCUGACUGUUUUCUCAAAAUGAGUUUAAAUGCACGUUUUGUUCCUUGUGGAAAUGUUUUGUCUUGUAUAUCAUCACUAUAUAAACUAAUUUAUUGAUUAGUCAUUUAAUAUAUUAAGUUGUACAGUCUUCCAAUGGAAAAUCCAUGUGAUUGAUUGUCAAGUUUUUUUAUUAAAACAUUUCCAUUCUUUAUAAUAUAUUCAGACAAUUAAAGAUUGACAAGUAUUUCGUU
Molecule: messenger RNA, 2136 nt
Organism: Clupea harengus (Atlantic herring)
Lineage: Eukaryota; Metazoa; Chordata; Actinopteri; Clupeiformes; Clupeidae
Gene: uck1
Product: uridine-cytidine kinase 1
Molecular function (GO): ATP binding; kinase activity
Source: RefSeq, a predicted model, not a curated record